Messenger RNA from Passer domesticus (house sparrow), 2327 nucleotides. It is a transcript of the gene GDI2, whose product is annotated as GDP dissociation inhibitor 2. Gene Ontology annotation, biological process: vesicle-mediated transport; protein transport; small GTPase-mediated signal transduction. Gene Ontology annotation, molecular function: Rab GDP-dissociation inhibitor activity. Gene Ontology annotation, cellular component: cytoplasm. Bases 135 to 1481 code for a protein of 448 amino acids. The record is from RefSeq and is a predicted model, not a curated record. Lineage: Eukaryota; Metazoa; Chordata; Aves; Passeriformes; Passeridae. The transcript is spliced from 11 exons.
CGGCCCGGCCCCGCCCCUCCCGGCGCGGUCCCCUCACGGCGGCGGCUCCAUUUUCUCGCGCUCCCGCGGCCCCCGCGUAGCGCCCGGUUCCGCUCAGCCCCGGCCGAGAGACCCCCGAGACACCGCGCGCCGCCAUGAAUGAGGAGUACGACGUGAUCGUGCUGGGCACCGGCCUCACGGAAUGCAUCCUCUCUGGGAUUAUGUCAGUGAAUGGAAAGAAAGUCCUUCACAUGGAUCGGAACUCUUACUACGGAGGGGAAAGUGCUUCCAUUACACCCCUGGAAGAUCUCUACAAAAGGUUUAAUCUCCCGGGAACUCCCCCAGAAUCUAUGGGGCGGGGAAGAGACUGGAACGUGGACCUCAUUCCAAAAUUCCUUAUGGCUAAUGGUCAGUUGGUCAAGAUGCUGCUCUACACAGAAGUCACUCGUUACUUGGACUUCAAGGUGAUCGAGGGCAGCUUCGUCUACAAGGGAGGAAAGAUCUACAAAGUUCCUUCCACUGAGGCAGAAGCUUUGGCCUCCAGUUUGAUGGGUUUGUUCGAGAAGCGCCGCUUCAGGAAGUUCCUGGUGUACGUGGCCAACUUUGACGAGAACGACCCGCGGACCUUCGAGGGCGUGGAUCCCAAGAAAACCACCAUGAGGGACGUGUACAAGAAGUUUGACCUGGGCCAAGAUGUCAUUGACUUCACAGGCCAUGCCCUCGCUCUCUACAGGACUGAUGACUAUCUAGAUCAACCCUGCCAAGAAACAAUCAACAGGAUUAAGCUGUACAGCGAGUCCCUGGCUCGGUACGGGAAGAGCCCCUACCUGUACCCCCUCUAUGGCCUUGGAGAGCUGCCCCAGGGGUUUGCAAGGCUCAGUGCAAUCUAUGGAGGCACCUACAUGCUCAACAAGCCCAUCGAGGAGAUCGUCAUAGAGAACGGCAAAGUGGUCGGGGUCAAGUCUGAGGGGGAGGUGGCUCGCUGCAAACAGCUCAUCUGCGACCCCAGCUACGUGUCAGACCGCGUGACAAAGGUGGGCCAGGUGAUCCGGGUCAUCUGCAUCCUGAGCCACCCCAUCAAGAACACAAACGAUGCCAACUCGUGCCAGAUCAUCAUUCCACAGAACCAGGUCAACCGGAAAUCAGACAUCUACGUGUGCAUGAUCUCCUCCGCUCACAACGUGGCGGCGCAGGGCAAGUACAUCGCCAUCGCCAGCACCACCGUGGAGACCGCCGAGCCCGAGAAGGAGAUCAAGCCAGCCCUGGACCUCCUGGAGCCCAUCGAGCAGAAGUUUGUGAGCAUCAGUGACCUGUUUGCACCGACCGACCCGGGCACCGAGAGCCAGAUCUUCAUCUCGCGCACCUACGACGCCACCACCCACUUCGAGACGACGUGCGACGACAUCAAGGAUAUUUACAAGAGGAUGAUGGGAUCAGAGUUCGACUUCGAGGAGAUGAAACGCAAGAAGAACGACAUCUACGGGGAGGAGGAGCAGCAGUAAUGAGAGUCUCUAAUUAGGAGAAGUUUAAAUCGGCUAAUAUGAAUAUAUAAGGAACUUAAUGAACACUGUACGAAAUUCAAUAUUGUAAGGCCUGCUUUUGUAAUCCCAUCUCUGAGAGAUUGAAGAGUACUGCACUGGUAAUGUUCCCUUUUUGGAUAUCAUGUGUUAAUUAUUUCAUUCUAGUAGGGCUGCUGUCCAGAAUCUGGCAAAUUCCUGACUGAUAUUCCUGACUAACCUCGUAAGCGAAAGGCAGACUGAACUUACUAUAAUUAUUAUUAUUUUUGCAGACGUAGACGUGGGUGCAGAUUUGAAAUAACUCAUUGACAGCUGUGUCUUACCUUGUCUUUUUAAUCAUUUGUAAAACAUCCUUCACAAUCCUGUGCUUCUGGUGAGCUCGUAGAUGUGACGCUGAUGUCACUCAAACCUGAUAUCAAGGAAAAUAGAAACUGAGCACUCCAUUAUUGUGGACAGCAUCCCUAAAAGUCUCUCCCAUCAAUCUUAACUCUGUGGCAAAGUUGUAUCAUGGACAAAGCCCACACCUAUUGUAGCAGCAAAUGUUGGCUUCGUUCUGGGCACAGAACUUAACCUCCACUUAAGCUUCUAAACCCGUUUACAUCGGUUGGGACACAGCUGUGCCUCAGGCUCCUUUGUGUUUUAAUCUUAAUAAAAUUGAGAGAACAAAUUACAGAGCAGGCAAGAUGUGGAAGUAUUUUCUGUCCCUGGUGGCCUCUCGGAUGGACCAAACGGCGCUGCGGUAUCGGCAUGACAGAGCCUGUGCUUCUCGUGUCUCCUGAAGGCUCCAAAUGAUUUCUGUACUGCGAAGUAAAGCCAAAAUUCUGGAAACCA